AUGGAACGAAAACGUUUACAAUAUCAACGUCUCAAACAACAACAACAACAACGUUUUUGCGUUAGUCAACAAGAUUUAACUGAAGCUAUAGCUCGUAUGAAACCAACAGUAAAUCAUUUUCAAGAGCAACGACAUGCAACACAUGAAAAUUUAACAAAUUUUUCAUUGUCACCUACUAUUGAAGCAUUAAAUAAUCGAUCAGUUUCACAAUUAAUUAAAGCAUUUGAAGCACAUACAAAUAUAACACCUUCUGCAAGUGCUCAAAAUUUGUCAUCGAUUAAUAAUGAUGUUAUUUCUAAUGGAGCAGAAUUUAAUCGUAGCCACAUGUUCAAACGAACAAUGAAAAGCAAGGCCAAUUGCAAUGACAACGACAUUAUCAAUAAUAACGUCUGUUCGUCAAUUUCUCCUUCGAUCAAUAGUGACAAUCAAACGAUUGCAGUGGAAAUACAUUCACAGCAACUCACCGAAGAUAAAGAACAAGAAAAAAACGACGAACAAAUCUAUGAAACAUUGGAUAUAGAUCAUUAUAAACAAGAUUUACCACCAUCAUCAUUCAACAUUACUGUGAACAACAAUAAUCAUCAACCUAUACAAAUGUUAACACGAUGUACUAAUAUUGAUGAAGCUGCAUUAAUUUUAGGAAAACGACAUGAAGUUCGUUUUAAUGAAUUACUUGCUAAAGAAGCACAACUUAAUCACGCGCUUGCUGAUUUACUAUCGAUAUCAAAUGAUGCUGAUAAGUCUGUUUCAAUAAAUUCGUCACCAAGAUCUUUAACUAAUAAUCAAGAAAUUCGACGAGUAUCAAGUACCAAAAAUAAUAAUAAUAAUCUAUCUGCUAGUAUUGAUUUAUUAAAUAAUUUACUUGAAAAAAUUGAUUUGGACAAUGAAGGUUCUGAUAAGAAAAAACAAAAGAAUAAUAAUACAGGUCAACCUAAUCAAAAAAAUGAUAAUAAUCAUGUUAAACCGAUCAAUAUGUUUUGUCUCAUGUUGUCAGAUAACGUAUGUGCCAAUUGUCAUCAAUCAUUCGCUACCAAUGAACAAAUUGUCAACGCUGCUGGUCAUAUUUGGCACACACAUUGUUUCGUUUGUACACAAUGUUUUCAACCAUUUGAAAAUGGUAUAUAUUUUGAACAUGAAGAUCGAAAAUAUUGUGAACGAGAUUUUCAAAUGUUAUUUGCACCAUGUUGUGCCGAAUGCAAACAAGCUAUUGUUGGUCGAGUUAUUCGAGCACUUCAGAAAUGUUUUCAUCCCGAUUGUUUUCGUUGUCAAUUAUGUCAAGUACCAUUAAUUGAGAUGGGUUUUUCAAAAUAUAAUGGAAGGGCCCUUUGUCGAGAAUGUCAUGUAAAAGAAAAAGCAAACGAUUUAAAAUUAUCACACCAAAUUUGUUCAACAUGCCAUCAAAUUAUUGAUCAAAAAUAUUUGAAAUAUAAAGGCGAAUUUCAUCAUUCAUAUCAUUUUCAAUGUAAAUCAUGCGGAGUUGAAUUAGAUGAGAAUUGUCGAGAAGUACGAGGUUCAUUAUAUUGUCUUCCAUGUCAUAAUAAACUUGAUAUACCUGUAUGUGCAGCAUGCCGACGUUUAAUUGAUGAUCGAGUUAUUAGUGCUCUUGGAAAACAAUGGCAUGUUGAGCAUUUUUGUUGUGCUCGUUGUGCUCAACCAUUUUAUGGUAGCAAACAUUUUGAAAAUAAAGGUUUAGCUUAUUGUGAAUUGGAUUAUCAUUUUCUUUAUGGUUCAACAUGUUUUAUAUGCAAUUGUAUUAUUACUGAAGGCGCUUAUACAGCAUGUAAUAAAAAAUAUUGUGCCGAACAUUUUGCUUGUUCAAUAUGUGAGAAAAAAAUGGAUGAAAAAAGUAAAUUUUUUGAUGUUGAUGCGGCACCUGUUUGUAAACAAUGUUAUGGCAAAUUACCAUCCAAUAUACGAAAAUCACUUCAACAACAACCAAAAAAGAAACAAUUAACAUCAAUAUUAAAACAAACUAGUCUUUAA
Messenger RNA from Rotaria sp. Silwood2, 1983 nucleotides. NCBI's taxonomy places the organism in Eukaryota, Metazoa, Rotifera, Eurotatoria, Philodinida, Philodinidae. The record is from the annotation of a GenBank genome assembly.